UUUCCAUUUGACAAGUGUUUAGAUGCUGUGCCUGGUGGACAAAAAGCCAGGUUUGUUUCGGUGUUUUUGCCACAUUUCCCAAAAACUAUUAAUGAAAACUAGUUUUUCGUAUUGGCAAACGAUACUUCAUUAAGCAGCCUCUAAGUUCUCCGAUAAAGCGAAAACAUGUCGAAGCGAAGUGCUGAUGAUUCAAGCAGCUCCGGCGCGGCCGGCCAACCUGCGAUAAAGAAGGUACACUUCGAACCGCACCUCAUAGGCCCCGUCUCCACACUGGAGGAAAUGGACAUCAAAGUUCUGCAGUUUCAGAACAAAAAGCUAGCACAGCGGAUCGAACAGAGAAUACGGUCCGAAGCUGAGCUGCGACACCGCAUCGAGCAGCUCGAAAAGCGACAGACACAGGACGAUGCUGUACUGAACGUGGUGAAUCGGUACUGGAACCAGCUCAACGAGGACAUCAGAGUCCUCCUGCAGCGGUUCGAUGCCGAGACGGCUGACGAAUCGGAGAAUAAAAACGAGAACGAGGUGACAACUUCCUUCUUGACUCAGCUUUCCACUUGGGACAAAGAGGAAUUGGACGACAAACUAGCGAAUCGUGUCCAGGUCUCAAAGCGAGCAGUGGCGAAAAUCGUUCAAGUCAUCGAUCGGCUGAUGCAACGCAAUGAAAAGAUCACACGAGCCCUCAAAGGUCCCGCGGCCUCUGUGAACGAAGGAAGUGAGAGCGGCGCAACUGAAAACGACGUCGAGAUCCCCCCAAUCGACGAGACACUUCGCCAAUCUCAGAUCGAAAUCAUGGCAGAGAAUCGAAACUUGCAGAAUCUCAACACGUCGCUCCACGAGAAGUUCCACACGAUGUCGCUGAAAAUGAAGGAAUACCAGGACGCGUUGACGGCCAAGGAAACGGAGGUUUCGGAACUGCGAAAUCAAAUCGAUGAGUUGCAGUAUGAACUGGAGAAGGUGCGAUGUCGGAAUGACAAGUUGGAGAACCAUUUGGCGGAGGCUAUUGAGAAGUUGAAGGCGUACCAUCAGAUGCAUGGCGACGCGGCCAAGAGCUCGGGCAGUAAGAGCAUUUCGACGACUAGCGUGAACAGUCAACAUCUGGAGGACUUGCAGAAGGAGCUGGAGGAGUACAGGGAGUUGGCGAACAAUAGACUGACGGAACUGGAUAAGUUGCACCAAACGCAUAGGGAAACGUUGAAGGAAGUGGAGAAACUGAAAAUGGAGAUUCGUCAACUUCCUGAAUCUGUAAUCGUGGAAACCACUGAAUACAAAUGUCUCCAAUCGCAGUUCUCCGUUCUGUACAAUGAAUCCAUGCAGAUCAAAACAAUGCUGGACGAAACGCGAAAUCAAUUGCAAACCAGCAAAAAUCAACAUCUUCGUCAGAUAGAAAUGAUGGAAAGUGAAGAACUGAUCGCUCAAAAGAAGGUUCGAAGCGAAAUGAUUCAAAUGGAAGACGUUCUUGGGCAGAUUCGUAAAGAGUAUGAAAUGCUUAGAAUCGAAUUUGAACAGAACAUGGCGGCCAAUGAACAAACGGCUCCAAUAAAUCGGGAAAUGCGGCAUCUUAUUACGUCGCUACAGAAUCACAAUGGUCAAUUGAAGGGAGAGGUUCAGAGGUAUAAGAGGAAGUAUAAGGAUGCAUCGGCUGAGAAUAUUAAGUUGAGGAAGGAAUUAGAAGAUUUGGCUUCUAAAAUGGAAGGAUCCAAUUCACGUGGGGAUGACGUCAAGCAGGAGAAUGCAAUCAAAGAAGAGACCAGCUCGGAGGGAUCUGCUAGCAUUAAGGAAGAGAAUUCUUCGACGCAGAUAAAAACGGAAUCCGAUGAGAACGAAGAGGAUUGCAAAGACAGCAAAGACGGAAUCAAGCAGGAGAAGCAAGGAUCCACCACGCCUAAUGAUAAGAAGGACGGCCAGGCGAAUGCUAAUACUACCAAAACUGAAAAGGAAGCAAAGGAUGCCCAACGCGCCAAAGAUAUUAAAAUUGCAGAGUCGGAAAUGGUGCGGGACAUGAAAGCUCAAUUGAAGAAAGCCUUGAAUGAUCAGAAGGAAAUGAAAUUACUUCUGGACAUGUACAAAGGUGUCUCGAAAGAGCAGCGCGACAAGGUUCAGCUCAUGGCGGCGGAGAAGAAGUUGCGAGCGGAAAUCGAAGAUCUACGUCAACAACUGAAGAAAAUGCAAGAAAGUAAACGAGAAGAGCGAAAGAAACUUGCGGAUGAAGAAGCGCUCCGCAAAAUCAAGCAGUUAGAGGAGCAAAAGUAUGAAUUACAAAAACAAGUGGCAAAUCAAAAAACAGCAGAGGGUCCGUGGGCAGGGGCUCACUACGUUCGACCGUUUGUCGGCUCGCACGAAGAGGAAGCCCUACUCAACGAAAUGGAAGUCACCGGCCAAGCGUUUGAAGAUAUGCAGGAGCAAAAUUCGCGACUCAUACAGCAACUUCGCGAAAAAGACGAUGCCAAUUUCAAAUUGAUGUCGGAACGAAUCAAAGCCAACCAAAUGCAUAAACUUUUACGAGAAGAGAAACAAAUCCUGGAGGAUCAAAUCGCCACGAGAGAUACUCAAAUCGAAGCAAUGCACAUUGUCCUGCGAAAGCUUGAAGAAAAAGAGAUCCACCUUCAAAAUACGGUAGCUACUAUUGAGAAGGAAUUGGUUCUGAGGCAGCAAGCCAUGGAAAUGCAUAAGCGAAAAGCAAUCGAGUCGGCCCAGUCAGCGGCCGAUUUGAAGCUUCAUCUCGAAAAGUAUCACGCCCAAAUGAAAGAGGCUCAACAAGUUGUCGCGGAGAAGACCAGUUCGCUGGAAGCAGAGGCGUACAAGACAAAACGCUUACAAGAGGAAUUAGCCCAAUUCAAACGUAAGGCGGAGCGAAUGAAGAAGAUCGAAAUGACGGGAACAACAAUCGAUGAAGUUAUGAUGGAAGAAAUUCGCGAGUAUAAGGAGACACUUACAUGUCCUUCGUGUAAGGUGAAGCGAAAGGAUGCCGUACUUUCUAAAUGCUUUCACGUCUUCUGCUACGACUGUUUGCGAACUCGAUAUGAAACUCGACAACGCAAAUGUCCCAAAUGCAAUUGUGCAUUCGGUGCCAAUGACUACCACCGACUUUAUCUAUCCACGUAGACUGGUAUUUAAGGGCAGUGUCAAUGUUGCUUUCCAAUUAUUUUUAAUUAUUAAUUUUUUUUUCUGUUCGUUGUGUACCUGGAAAAAAAAGGAGUUCAGAAAAUUUGGAAUUUCUACUUCCAGAGAUAAUUUUUGAUGAACCACAUUGGACUAUUAUAUGCAGAGAUGUAGUUGUUAAAUUCUGUGAAAAGAAGAAGAAACAACCGUUAUUCUAUUCUAGUUUUAUAUUUUACAUUUCAUAAUUUUAUUAGCAAGUAAGCAGUACUACUGUAGAGCUAAACUAUCAUGUAAUGUAUGUCGGAAAUAAACAAAGACAAUUGAUUUCAAUGAA
Hermetia illucens (black soldier fly) is the source of this 3433-nucleotide messenger RNA. It is a transcript of the gene Bre1, whose product is annotated as E3 ubiquitin-protein ligase Bre1. The transcript is spliced from 7 exons. NCBI's taxonomy places the organism in Eukaryota, Metazoa, Arthropoda, Insecta, Diptera, Stratiomyidae. Bases 166 to 3102 code for a protein of 978 amino acids. Gene Ontology annotation, cellular component: nucleus; HULC complex. Gene Ontology annotation, molecular function: metal ion binding; ubiquitin protein ligase activity. The record is from RefSeq and is a predicted model, not a curated record.